Gallus gallus (chicken) is the source of this 12180-nucleotide messenger RNA. RefSeq names its product proline rich 5 (gene PRR5). The record is from RefSeq and is a predicted model, not a curated record. The coding region runs from base 10376 to 11614 and encodes 412 amino acids. The transcript has 10 exons. Lineage: Eukaryota; Metazoa; Chordata; Aves; Galliformes; Phasianidae. Gene Ontology annotation, biological process: TORC2 signaling. Gene Ontology annotation, cellular component: TORC2 complex.
GGGGAUAUUUAGAGCUUAUAGAGAGCCCAGGAAGAUGUUCUGCAGGGCUGGCAGCUCAGUGGUAUGAUCUCCCUGGCUGAGCCUUGGCUGGGGAUUAGGAUGGAGAUGUCAGAAAUGAGAGUGUGCAGCUCACAGGCCUACUGUUCUGCUUAGAGCCCGCUCCUAGAUCACCCAUGCGGCCUGCUGAGAGGGAUAGGCCGCCCCACCAGCUCAGUCUAGGCGAUGUGGGGAGGGAGGGGGACUGGGUGUACUGAUAGAUCCUGUGCCAUCUUUAGCUCGUAGGAGCCUGCAGUCCAGGAAAUGUAGGAACGCGUGUCUUGCUGGCAGCUGAAAUGUAUGCCAUUACUUUGUAAAACAAAUGUUGUAGCAUAUGAUAUGCCUUUCUGAUCACACCGCAAGGAAAGAUAGGAAGGGGAAGGAGAUGGGGGACAGUUUCUGGUGGUGUGCACAGCAGGUCAGGCUAGAAAUAUUGCUUUGUUUACACUGAUUCUGCUGUUUUGUGUUCUUCGGUCUGUGUUACAUUCUCUUGAGGAAAAAUCUGUAAAGUAAAAGACUCGGGGCAUUUUCCUGCUUUAAAAAAGGAUAUUAUUGGAAUACGGUUACCUCUUUGCUGAGUCCUGUAAUAGACACAACAUUGUGUGCUUGCUGAAGUGUGAAAAGCAACUUCAAAGGGGCUAUUCUAGAAUCUUGGGCAAUGCACAAACAGAUCAGAAGGGCUGAGGGCUGUGAUCCGAAACACACUGCAGUCAGGGGAGGGAUGGCUGCUUUGGAUGAAUGCCAGGGACUUUUCAGUCCAAGAUCUUAUUUUUGCUUGCUUGAAUUCAAUCAGUUUAUUUGGGUUUAAGGUAUUAUUUAGAAGAUGGUUCCAAGAACAUGAAAGGAUUGUGAUUUUGAACAUAAACCUAAUUAAUUUUGUGGUACUACUGUAUAGAAGUGGUUAUUCUGUUCCUCCCUUCAGAUAUGCAGUUGAUCGGUUCAUGAACAGAGGCAACUGAAUGGCCAAGUAGGAUAAUAACAUACCUCUCUCAGGUGGUUUGGUGUCUUCAGGAUGUAAUCUUUUCUCCACAGCAUUUCUUGUCUGUCCUGGAAUAGUGUAGUGUUUGUAUAAAUUAGACGUGCUCUUACUGCAAGAGCAAGUGGAGUCACAAAUGCUCCGAGAUGGUAUGUUGCUGCAAGAUAGAGAGGAAUGUUUCUAUUCUGAUUCAUUGUGGCUGCUUUAAAAAUUGGAGAUCAUUUGACUGUCUUCAGCAUGAAUGGCUUAUUGGAGUGCAGGCGCAGUAAAAAACAAAACAAAAAAGCAUUUACAGAACUGGCUUACAGGUGACCCUCCUUUAAUUAAAGUGUAACUUGAGUCCCAGAAUUUGCUCAUUGGAUGACUUGGAACCAGUUUUUUGCUUCCUGCAUUGUCCAUUUGAAGUGGAAAGUAAGAAGAAAUGAAACUCUGAUUUUUUUUAAAAUUCAUUUUUUGUCUUGUGUUUCAAAGGAAAUCAGGCAGCUUAGAAAAGUUGAACAUUCUUCCAGAAAGUGCAUUAAUCCAGCUUGGAUGUGCUUAUCCAAACCCUCUAUAAGCCAGUACUGCUGUUUUUACCACUGUUUCCAUUUUUCUUGCCAUAAAAUAUCCUGUCACAGAUCUCUCCAGAAAGAUUAAAAGGUGACUUUUCUUCCUUUGAUUACCUCCUUAUACUCUGAUUUAGAAAAACACCAUCGAACUGGUUGAAUGUGGCAAUUUCUGUUGAUUCUAAUGAAUAAAUUAAUUUCACACACAAUUCUAGGAGAAACAUCCACUGUUGCCUGCUUUAUUGUCUGCAUUGCUUUAUAUAUGUGAUUUGGUUUUAUAGUGUUAAUUUGCUAUUAAAAUAUGGGCAUUACUGAUUACGUACAGAGGGCCUUGAUUUGCUCUUGAUUGCUCCACUGGUUGGCAGCAGGGCAUUGUGCUUGUGCAGGAAUGGGGAUGUUAUCAGAACUGAACAUUUGUCAAAGGCCAUUAGGACUUUUUUGGUUUGGUUUUUAAGUUACCUCUGAAGUACUCAGCAAAAGCCACUGGCAGUGGGUUAUCAGACUAAGUAGAUGUCUGGGUUGGCUUGCUAUAACAUAAUAAUCCUAAAUAAAGCAAUAUUUCUGGCGUAAGUUUUCCUUUGGUGUAUCCUAUCAGCAAAGGCCUACUCAAAAUGCCAGGAAAAAGACAUUCUUGUGGUAAUUCUGGCAUCCUUGAAGAUAGGAAGUAUUGGAAAAUUUGUAAGUGAGUCUGCUUUCAUAAAAUGUCCAAGCCAGUUUUGUGUAAGUGAAACGCUUGGAAAGUUCAGAUAUGAAGCCAGAGGUUGGCUCAAGUGUGUGAAAUUAACUUGUGUGGAUCAAAUUUGGCCUUACAGCGUGCUUCAGAUUUAAUUCUGGAACGUGCAAUUCCGGCAUCAGUCAGUUGUUUGUUUAUUUAUUUAUUUUCAUUUCAUUCUGCUUUGCUUUUGCUCAUUCAUCACUAUUAAGCAAUUUCCUGGGGCCACUCAGGCUUAAGGGUGUGUUUGCAUGACUACCAGAAUUGUCUGCGGUUAUACAGACAGGACAGAAACUAUUAAAGAGGGCUGUAAGAUAUUUUUUUCCCUGUCUACAGCACUGUAUACACUUUGUUACAGUCAUCGUGGGUUUCUCAAUGUUUUCCAGAAAAUGUAAUGUGAAGAAUGGUCCCAGUAAGGAAAGAGAUGGGAGCUUUAUGCUAACAUAGUCAUAUAGAGUAAAUUCCUUUUUCUCAUGUUUUUAGGGUCAAGUUUUUAACAUUGGUAACACACUACUGGCACUGCUGCUUUUUACUCUUUUUGCUGGGAAAAUAGUAUCCAAGAGAAUAUCCACUGGCUGACUUAAAUUCAAUUCCAUUUUCCUUUCAUAGUUUUUAACAGUGUUUAAUGAGAGAUGCAACUGAAUUGCAGAGCUAUUAUUCUUCCCCUGAAUGCACUGGGGUCUCUCCUGAAGUCCUGUGAAGGCUUUUUGAUCACUCACAUUUUAAUCCUGUCCCUCAUAAUUAUUUUUUGGCUUAUGGGGAGUCCUGUACAUACUAAUUCUGGAAGUCUUAGUCAUGCUUAUUUAACAAAUGGUUCCAGUUCCCCAUUUAUCUGCUUUUGUAUCUAUUGUUUAUUGGCUUUUUUUUUUAAUUGAGUCUUUAAACUCUUGGGUUCAGGAGCUAGGACCACCCUGCGUUAGGCAGUAUACAAACACAAGGCAAAUUCUCAGCUGACAAUUAAGCAGCACUUAGGUAUCCUAGAGAGUAAAUAUCCACCACUGUUGCAAAAACAGGCUUUGUGUCCUAUGGAUAUUGAAUGCUGCAAGGAGUUAGGCUUUACAAAGCCUAGCUGUGUGCUUAGGCAGAAACAUGAUGCUUUUUCUCACGUUCUCUCUUUGCCUUGCAUUUCCUCUCAUUCACAUAAAGGGGCUGACAAAUGCUUAGGCAAAGCGAAUGCUUUAGGCAAAGCUUGCCCCUCCUAUUGUCUUUCUUAUUUGCUUGCUUGUUUUGACAGCUUCUCUAUUCAGUAUCAAACAACAGGAGAGAAGGAGCACUGCUAAAAAUAAAGAUACUCUGUUUUCACGUAAUCCCGUGAAAAAGAACAUUCUGUUUCCUGCACUGUGAGAUUCCUUACUGGACCUAACUUUUGUAAUGGCAAGAAGAACAGUGAAAGCCUACUGUAAUCAGGAAUCAUGGCGAGUUGCAUUCUACAAUGCAACUUCUUCAACUCUUCUAUACAGCAGAAUGCAACUGUAGAAUGCAACUCGCUCUAUGUAUAAUACUUAGUACCCUCUGAAGACUUGAGCUGGGAGCAUGAUUUUCUUGGCGUUUGGGUUUGAAGCAGAGCUUGGGGGUGUCAGAGGGCAGUUAGCUGAACCCAGGCUCUUCCCAAAGCAUUUUUUGUUCUCCCUUUGAUUUUCUACAUGGCCCUCACCUGCACAGUCACACAGAGGGGCACAUGUGGAUGCACGGUCUGUGACAGACUGAGCAUGAAUGUUCAUGCUGCUCUUAAAACAGGCCAUCCCUCUGCACUUGUUCUGCAGUGUACUUAUGUAGUCAUGUAUGCAGAAUGUAAAUCCCGCAAAGAUGUGCCAGAUAUCUAGAGGCUGCCUGUGCUGUGUUGGUGCAACUAGUGAAAGUAGUAUAUGGUGCUUGCCAUUCUUCCUGUCAGUGGCAGAGCAUGUCUAGACAGACCUUGGCAUCUUCAUUCCUCUCAGUCCCAUUGCCAGCAGGUGCCAGGAAGGAUGGUCAUGGCUUAGACAUAUGUAAAGGGAUGUGCCCUUUAAUGCUUCUUGCUUCGUACUCUUUCAGGAAAUGCAGGUAAUGAAACAGAUGACAUAUAUAUCUAUUGGGAUUCCUAGUCUUUCAAUCUGAGCUUUCCAGAGACUGGCUAGAUACGUCUGGCAGAGCCCUGAAGAGCUCGGAGUGGCUUUUAUCCGUGUCUGCUACUGAGCUAUAUUAACAUACGACGGGGCUAGGUUACCUGUGGUUUGAUCUUUGGGUGCAACCCAGCUCUGCCGCUGUAUGGUCCCAUAUAAAGGCUAGAGGUGUGGUGUGCUGUGGUUUAGGGUGGCCACAGUGAUGAGAAGAGCUUCUAGAGGGACCUAAGGGCCUCAGGAAAUUUUGACCACCUCCUUGGUUGCCUCUGGGCGUGUGUUUUGAGAUCUCAGAUACAAACCAAAUCACUUGCUUUGAUUCCCUCCCUAGUCCUUUUUGUUUUUAAUAGUGUUCUCUGCAUUUAAUAGUGCUGCUCUGCAAAUGAGGCAAUAAUGGAGCAGAUUUAUUAAGCUGAUAGAUUAAAGAACAGGAAAUAACAGUGGAUUUAGUGGAAUUUGAAGACAGUUGUGACCUUCGGGGAAUACUGCAGUGUGCUCGAAUGAAGUCUGGGUGGUGCCAGUGGUCAGGAUGGCCAAAGUCGUAGGGGACAUUUGAAGUUAAGAGAAAAUCCCUUUGCUUAGAUGUUAAAAACAACUUGUUGUUCUGCUGAUUCUGCAGCAAAGCCCCUAUCUUCUCAACACUGAAAGGAAAAUAAAACACGUUUAGCCUGAUGCAGGUCCUCCCCAGGCAGCGGUCUGUUUAGUUGUGAAUUUACAACUUCUUUGCUUGCUGCAGAAAAGGAACCCAAAUGUUUUGUUGUGCUCUGGGGCUGGCAGAUGCAGAUGUGUUGUGGUGCUGGUGGCUUGCUCUGUAGCACUGAGCAGGAUGCAAUGAGCCAGGGCUUAUGUAUGGUGUUGUGCUGGCGGCUGGGCUGAGGCCUGGGAAGCACUUGAGGAAGAGUUUGUCAGAGCAAGUGCUGAGAAGGUGAGUAACACACGCGUUUAGAGUCGCUAAAGGUAUCGAUUCUUUUUGCAUUGCUAUCCUGGUAUAGACUGUGUCCACUGGCAGCACUGUGUACCCUUUCCUUGGGGCAUUUGUAUGCAAACACUGCUGUCUCCUGCUGUAGCUAAUGCCUGCAGCACAGACAGUUAACUCUUGUGCUGUCCUAAUUCCUAUCCUGUCCACUUCCCCACCUUCUCCAAUUACUUUUUGGUUUCGUCUAUUUAAGAGCUGUGAAUUACUACAGUAAACCUGCGACUCUCAGGGGAUGUGUUUAUCUGUGGCUGAUGUUACUGAGUGGAAAUGUGCAGCGGUGUAGAAGAUGAGACCAUUUGUAUUAAGGAUGCUGGGCUAUCUAGGGGUCUUUUAUUUUCCACAGAGUGGAAGAGCACAUGUAGCAAGCAUGAGGAUACGUGAGGGAAAUAUUUACUGCAGCCUUCAUGCAUGAAACAACUUGAGGGAGGACACAGAUCCGUGGGCCCUGCUGCACCUUGGUACACCUCAGUAAAAUGCUGUGCAGCCCUGGCACACAAGCAGGACAUGCAGGUUUGGCACCACGCUGUUUGGUGCAGCUGCAGCCUUCUGCAUCCUCCCAGCAAGGCUGCAGUGCCGGGAUGGCAUAGAUGGAAAAUUGCUUUCCAGCUCUCCCUCCAGUGAGGCGGUGCCUUCCGCCAUACAGCCAUUUGGUUGUAUUUUUUUGUGAACACCAAUGCAUCUGUGUUCAUCUUGCCUUGUGCUGGGCAAUUUGGGGUUCUCCUUGAACCUCCGGCCUUGGCAUUUUUAGGAGAUUUGUUUUUUUCCCAGGGUGGAAGUCAGAUUUGGUAAAAAUGAGGCACUUACAUGCAUGAGGGUUGUGCCCUUCUUUAUAUGCUUGGUUUUUAAGAAGUAGGAACUCGGGUUCCAUGACCACAGUAAAUCAGCUAAGGCCAGAGGGGCUUAUGAAUUUCAAAGCCUGGAGACUUCUGGCCAAAUCCCAGUGCUUGGGGAAGGCAGCAGAUUCUUUCAGCUCUUGAAGCUCUGCCUGCAGAUUGCUGAAAAAAAUGGAUUUGGGGGAGCUGUGAGGAGGGAGCAUUCCCUUCUAUUUUCUUUUUCACCUUUGAGGGCUAUUUUUGUUUGUGUAUACCUUCUUUGAGCAUCAUUAUAACCACAGAAUUCAUAUUUUAGAGAGAGUGUGUUUCUUCCCCUGCCCUUUAAUUAACAGAUGAGGGCUACCAACCAUCACCCAAGAGUAUUCCAGCAAAACGAAGACAUUUCUGGUGUAUAUAUAUUUAUGUGGUGAACAUGCAGAAGUAAAAAAUAGAAUUUAUAGCUGCAGUGUAGUAUUAAUAGUAGCCUUUCAACUUCCUAGCCAUCAGAAUUAAUUUGGAGUCAGGGCGGUCGGUUCUAAGUUGCUUUUCAUUUCUAAGAUACCUUUAAAUAGAGAGCUGAGGGGCAAAUGUGCCUCGCAUGCUCCCCAUGAGCAGUGGGGCAGUGCUGUCCUGCCUUGGGGUAGCUGUGCUGCUGUUGUCUUGGUGAGGUCUUUAGAGCCAAAGGUUGGCUCAGUGUGAAACAAGCAGGGUCCACUGGUCCUUUCUGGUGCCCGGCAAAAGCCUUUUUUCUCACUUUUUCUUUGAAAAUGCAGGGAUACAGGGAAUUAAUUCCAUGUUGUCUGGCUCGCUGCCGUGAGAUUAUGUGGGAACUCUUCUGCUACUCUUAAUUACCCAUGAACGGUUGUGCCUAGAACAUAUCCUGGGAGAACAUAUGCUUCUGUUUUUGCCUCUGCUAAAAUCAUCUUUUUUUGUGCUGCCUUCCCACAUCACCUAACUCAGGGAGAUUUUGGGCUAUGGCCGAGACCCCCACGGUUUAAUGCAAAACAAUAAUAAUCAAAAAUGCUUAACUACGACUACUUCUGUGCUGGUUUUUUAAAUGCUCAGGAGCCUGCUUGGUGAAAUUUGGAGGAUAAAAAAUGUCCAACUAGUAGUUAAUUUUUACUGAGGUGCAGGUGCCUGUGGUGUUCAGAGAGAUUUUCCCUGAACCAAAUGUGAGAGGCAAUGCCUCGGCUUGCACCAAUCUCCUGAAUAGCUUUCAAGUUUGGGGUUUGUGUUCUUUGGGGGGGUUUUCCCUGACGCUUUCCUUGCACGUUAACCCCUGGCAGCUUUCCAGCAUUGUUCUCUGAGAGGAUAGAGCAGUGCUUUCACUGCUAAUUCUGCAGAGAUUUGAGUGAUAGCGCUGGUAGAGGUUAGGGACUGCAGCUGGAGCAGCUUCAGGUUGCAGUGCCUUUCCAUUAACAUACAUAUUCCUUGCUUGCUGAAGGUAACUGCUGCCAGUGUUGGCCAUCACGGUUCAGGAUCUCCGUUCUGAUUCACUUCUCUGUUGUACAACUGCUGCUGAAAUGUGAGUGCUGAAACCCUAGCAAAAAUUCCCUCUGUUGUCAGCACUACGCAGAUGAUUCUAACUGUGUAAUGCAAAGGCUCCAGGUAAAUUCACCAUUAAAGCUCUGACCAGCCAACAUUGUCCACCAGCACAUUUCUGACAAGCAUCACAGUGUACCUUCGUAUCCAGACUCUUCCUUCUCUUUGCUUAUCAUCUAACUUUUGCUAUUGUAAUGCUGGGUUUUCAUAGGAUUUCCCAAAGUUGGCUUCAUGUGCUGUAAGAGCUAUGGUUGAGCUGUGCUGUUGGAUCUGCGAUCUGAAUUGUGUUGCUGUGCAACGACUUGUGAUACUGGAUCUCCAGAGCUUCCCUUGUUUACAUGGAAGCAUGAAAGUAACCAGUAUGGAUCUCCAACUGGGCCACCUUUUGCUGAAGAAGCAUUUGUUCUGAGUGUUAGUGACUCUUGCUGCUUGCACAGGGUUGUUACCUGGUUGCAAAGGAGUUGUGAAAAGGUGUAAGCACUCAGUGUUGCAUUCAGGUUUGUAGCUUUGCAGUCUGGAUGCAACUCUUGGGUGGUACAAGGAAGCCUCUGCUGGGUUACCCAAAAGGGGUACACUGUGUGGUCAUACAUGUCCAAGCCUGCUAUAGACAGUUUAAGUACGGAGCUCCUCUAUUCCCCCCACAGUUGCUGCUGUUCCUCUGCCUUGAGUUGUUCUCACAUAUGCCUACUUUGCUGGAGAGGACGGUACUCUCCAGGCCAAUUCUGCCAUGGAUACUCUUCUCCUGUCCUGGGCAUCAGCACUGCUGCAGCUGGUGCCUGUUUUAACCCUGCUACCUGCAUCUGCCAGGGGACCCACUUGCAGCAUGUCAUAAUGUCUGAGCAGGAGCUUGGAUGGAUUGCAGUACAUGCAUUUCACACCAGCAUAGCAAUUGUGCUGGGGCAGAACUGGAGCGAUGCUGUGAGCCUGAUGAAUGUAUUUGUUGGCAAAAUGUUUGUUUUCUAAAUGCUCAGUGUUGGUUUUCUAGCAGCUCUUUUCCUCUCUGCUUGGUGAAAAGCUAACAUUUGGGUGCUUCAUUUUUUUUAUGGAUUUCUACCACAUAUUUUGGUACACAGUCUGAAAGUUCAUGUAGCUCUGUGCAGGUAGGGAGGUGAUACGUCUUCCUUUGCUGGAAACAAAUUAAUCCAUCCAUUCAUGCGUAAAAAUCUUAACUGUCAUGGAAAUUUUGUUAAGAAUGUGACACUGCAAUCAAGGGUCAAAUCUCUCAGGAACACAUUCUGGCAAAUUAAAGAGGUUUUUUUUGUUUGUUUGCUUUUGUUACUCUGGGUGAUGGUAUCUUUCUCUUUUGAAGUUGUAUAAAAGUUCAGCCAUGUUAGGAGCCAGAUGGUUGUCUGGGACAGCUCACUGCUUUUAUGGAAUGGAGGAGAAUGGGGAAAACAACUUGGUUUUUUGUUUUUUUUUUUUUCUUUUUUAUAGGUGAAUCAAGGACCUUCUUUUCUUCCUUUCAUAUUUUUUCUAAUACAUUUGGUUUGGUGUUUAUUUAUUUAUUUAUUUAUUUUGUCAUCUGGCUGACACCGGCUUAGCACUCAAGAGGCUGUUACAUUCAUAUGCCCAUAACGGCAGCAGGCUGAGACAAAGCAGUGCUGUGGUGGCUGACAAGGUGAUGCUGUAUCCUGGCCAUGGAGUGACAGAAGGGAGGCUUAGUGCUGCAGCUGCUCUUGCAGUUACUUUGUGGUGAAAGUGCCUAAGCAACUUAUGAACAGGACUACAGUGUAUUAGGCUUUAUUUAAGUACACCAAAAUACACACUCAAAAAGUACAUAUGUACAUGCACAUAUAUAUGUAUAUGCAUUCCCAGUUAAUAGAAAGUAGGUUUGCAAGUAGCACUGGUGGGAGUGCUGUAGCUUCCUUUGGCUGUCUGAUGUGUUCCCAUUGUUGGCUGGUAUGGUCUAUGUCUUAAUGAACAAGUAUGCUUUAAAUUAGUCUCUGAUAAACCACCAGCCAUCCUGUGGGAAUGACUUACAGACUCUGCUCUCUUUGGCUGACAGUCUGGGUUUCCUUCCUGGGUUUUAUGGGGUUGGUGAGCCAAAGGAGCAUCCCACCAGCCUGCUGUUCACCCGCCAGCCCUGCCCGUGCUGGAGCAGCUGUGCAGCAGCAGUUGCCAUCUGUCUGGGUGAGGACAGAUUGCUCACGCAGAGAAUCAGGAAGUAAUUAUAAAGUGAAUCUCAUUUGCUCUUUGAACACGUGGAGGUCCAACAAGCUCUCCCUCCCCCCCUCCUGCAGGAAAGGGAAGAAAAUGAUAGGAGCGAAAUGCUGGAGAGGAAAGGUACAAACUGCUGUUUUCACCAUUCAUCCACCCUGUGCUGCUCAGCUGAGCUGCUGCUGGCAGAUUGCACUCUCCUCACCCAGUGGAGAUGGCCAUGGGGGCUGUGCAGAGAGCUCCAGGUCCUGGAGACUGAGAGCUGCCUUUUUUACAACGGGAUGAAUUUUUUAACCAAAUUGUAUCACCUGUCAAGAGCUCUCAUGUGAUUCUUGGAAGCCUGCUACAGAGUCUUGGCUAUCGGUUAUUCAGUCCUGCUUUCUUCUCCCUUCAGCAGUUUCUUUUUUGAACAGCAAACGGAGGGAACUGCUCGCAUUGCUGCUGCUGCUGCUCCAGCUGCGCGUGUGUGUGUGUAAACAGGAUGGUGUAUCUGUAGCUGCCACGCGCAAACACACAUUUGACCAUGAGGACUCUUCGCAGGUUGAAGUUCAUGAGUUCGCCCAGCCUCAGUGAUCUGGGCAAGAGAGAGCAGGCAGCCUUGGAUGAGCGGGGGACCCAGCAGCGACGGGCCUGCUCCAACGCUACCUGGAACAGUAUCCACAAUGGAGUAAUAGCCGUGUUCCAGCGUAAGGGUCUCCCCGAUCAUGAACUCUACAACCUCAAUGAAGGAGUCAGGCAGUUGUUGAAAACAGAACUGGGAUCCUUCUUCACUGAAUAUUUACAGAAUCAGCUGCUCACAAAAGGCAUGGUGAUCCUAAGAGACAAGAUCCGGUUUUAUGAAGGGCAGAAACUGCUGGAUACCUUAGCUGAAACCUGGGAUUUUUUCUUCAGUGAUGUCCUGCCCAUGCUUCAGGCUAUUUUCUACCCGGUGCAGGGGAAGGAACCCUCAGUUCGGCAGCUGGCUCUUCUGCACUUUAGGAAUAUAAUUACCCUCAAUAUUAAACUAGAAGAUGCAUUAUCACGUUCCAGAGCAAGAGUUCCACCUUCUAUUAUUCAAAUGCUGCUAAUACUCCAGGGGGUUCAUGAGUCAAAAGGUGUGACUGAAGAUUAUUUGAAACUGGAAUCUCUGAUCCAGAAAGUGGUUUCACCUUAUUUGGGCACCUAUGGUCUGUAUUCCAGUGAUGGACCCUUCACACACUCUUCCUGUAUCCUGGAGAAGCGGUUCUUCAGACGUUCCAAGUCAGGUGACAUCCUCGCCAAGAACCCCGUGGUGCGAUCGAAAAGCUACAAUAAUCCACUGCUGACACCAGUAGCUGAGUAUGAAACAGAGGGUAUGGCUGCCAACGGGACAAGCAUCCGAAGACACUCUGUUUCAGAAAUGACUUCCUGCCUGGAGCUCCAGGGGUACUCCAACCUCACCACCAUCAUGGACAACGGUUCUAAGAGCUCCAUGACAGCCACAAAAAACUUGCUGUCAGACCAGGAGCGGUCCAGUGCUGGGCCAGCGCAGUGCUCUGGCAAACUCAGCACAGUGGAGCAACAAAAAGGACACUUCCACUCAAUGGACGACCCACAUAGGUCUUUUGAGCUGGACAGGGACCCUUCCUUGAUUCCCGUUCCUUCUUCUAGCCCUGAGAACAUAGUGGAUCAGAUUUUAGAGUCAAUUGACUCUGAUUCUGAAGGCAUUUUUAUUGAUUUUGGCCGAGGCUGUUCCAAAUCAUCAGCAUACAAUGUGGACGUGAACAGACAGAGCGUCUUGUGAAGGAUAGCAGGACACAAGCCUUGGGUUUUAAUAUUAUACAAGAAAGCUACUAACAUGUUGAGUCAGACCAUGAGCAGAAACUAUGUGUGUCUAGGGCACGACCUCAGCUGUGUUGAAGUAUAGAAACACAACAGUUUACAGCAGGCAGGAAUCGGCUGCCUGGGGGGAGAAACCCCGAUGACUUCUCCCUGUCCCCAUCCUCUGCGUUUUGAUUUCUUACUGUCUUUCUAAACAUAGGAAUUCACAAACUAACAGGUGUCUGGUAAAAUGCUGCUGUUACAACUGGCAGCGUCUUAUUCAGUAAUGCCACCUAGUAGGUGACUCAAGAGAUUCCUGUAGAAGGGCGGGUUGUUCUCUGGACUGUAACAUGUCAGCUGGAGCACAGAAAAUUAUCCUUUUAAAAAGAAAAACAGAAAAAACAGAGGCUGUGGUCCUUCAUGCCACAGGAUACAAUGGUAAAGAAGUCUCUUUUAAUCUUUUCUUGUACAUCUUGUAUGCACUCCUUUGCCCAACCGUGAGUUAAGAGUUCUUGAAGAAAGGCAAAUAAAUGGAAAUGUGCUACCUGA